AUUUAAGUUGGUAAUAACGGUGUCAAAUUCGACCCCAGUCGGUCGUCGCAAGAUGUCGUUGCGUACGCGUUCCCUUUUUGCGCACUGAAUACACUGAAAAAGAGCAAUGGCGGACGCGGAAAAUGAGUUUUGCGUGUGAUUCGAGGCCCCAAACUCGCGAAAUCAAAGCGUCAUCGUUGCGGUGCGUCGGGGUGUAUUAGCCCCCGACGAUGGGACGGCGACUUUGAAUGGUCGAGUCUUUGUGCUGACGACGAUCAACCGACGACGUUGUUAUAGAAGAACGGUUUAAAUGAUGCCCCCGUCGCCGGACAACGACGGCCCUCCGAAGGCCCCCGAUAAGGACGACGACAAGCGGGGGCCCAACUCUUCGGAUAACAAUCGUAAACCGGCUGACGACCCCAAUAAGCAAGAAACCGAUUUUUACAAUUUAAACGAAAAAGAUUUAAAACACCUGUUGGAUGAGGCGAUAAGUUACAAGUCCCCGAAAGAUCGUGAGGGGAAAAGCGAGCUUUUCAACAAUCUCUUAACUGACGCUGAGAAUGAAUUAAGAAACGCUCGCGCGACUAGCGCAAGUGGCCCCGAAACUGUGCGCCACUACAACAAACGCGCCACGAAACGCCAUGGAAAAGGUGGGAGAAAAGCAAAUUCCAUCUCUGAGAACUUAACCCACAGUGGGAGCUUAAAUAAUCUCACUAAAGAAGAUUUAUUCGAGGAAACCGUAAGGCAACGAUUAAAGAAAACAGUUAGUUCUCGCCAAACAGAAGGAGGGAGUUUACCUUGUAACGUCAACGUAGGAGCUUUCGAUCAAUACCUCGAUGAUUUUCGCCCAAUGCGAGAAUUAACUGAAGUGAAAUUGAUCCCUGAUGAGAGAAAAAAGAAUGAAAGUGAUGUAAUUGAGUCGUUUACGGCGGCUUUAAAGACGAAAAAGUCCCAAAAAAUAAGCAAUGUUGAUGAUCGAAUCCCAAUUUUGGAUAAUUUACCCACUGUUGAUGUGGUUGAAUACAAAAAAUCGUCUGAGACAACAAUCAGUAAUAGUUUUCUACCUGUUAAUCUCUCUGCGAGUUUGGCAGCUUAUAAUGGGCGUGUACACAGAGAGGAAAAGGACGAGACGCGUCCGACGACCGUUGUUAACUUUCCUAGUAACAUUUUGCCGUUGAUUUGUACGCAGAAAGUGGACGAGAAUUGUAACGCCGUCACCCAACAGCAACAACACCAACAGCAGCAGCACCAACAACCCAACGAUGGCCGAAAAAAGACCAAAAAGCGACCGAUGGAGAAGAAUGUUACCGUCUUAGAAUCCUCAAAAGUUACCGGCCACCGUUCGGAUAUAAUCGAUGAUGUGGAUAAAUUGAUCGAUUUUAUAGCAGGAAACGACGUUCGCAAAGAAAAAGCGAACAAACAGAAUGUCCCGAACAAGAAGAACCUUCAAAAGCACCACUUGGCUUCGUUCGAUGACGCAAAAGCGACAAAGAAACAACGCGCUCGCACAUCCAAACCAAAAACGGGCUCGAAUUUGCAAAAAAGCAAUUCACUGGAAGAGAUUUCAACAACAAAAAUCGAAGAUUUCUCGUUCGAAAACGACGUGGUGGUUUUGAGACAACCAAAAGGAGAUCGCCCCAGAGAGCGUCGAUCUUGGGGAAAUUCAGAACCCGUUCAAGUUCAAACGUUGUAUACAAACGCUUCGGCCGAGAAUUUAGAAACUGCCGAUUUCCGGGUGGUGACUAAAAAGAAAAAGAGUAAAAAGCAACGUAGAAAUUCGUUGAGUAGUCGUAAAACGUAUCGCGAGGAAACGUCGAACGAAUUGACUCGGGUCCCAAGUCCCGAGCCGAGAAGGAAAUCGGCCAUUUCCGUGCCGCAUAGUGAAAAAUCGAACGAUUCCUCGGACGCGGAUUCGGUACAUUCGCUCCCCGUGGACGCCACAACGAAUUUAUCGCGGGAAAUUCACGACGAUGACUCUAAUUUUCCCAUUUCUUACGCCGAUAUCGCUAAAAACGCCAAUAAUUUCGUUUUAUGUGCCCCAAGCGGUGGGAAUAGUGUUAAUAAUAUUAAUAUUAAUAAUAAUAACGGUGUUAGUAAUAAGAGUAUUAAAAAAGAGAAACAAAAUUCAACGGAAAUCGUUGAUUCCGAUAAAAUUAAGGUUAAAAAAGAGGAGGAAAAUCGAUGUUUUAAAAAGGAAACUCGAAAAGAUGUCGUCGUGGUGGAAGAAAAAGUUGUAACUAAUUUAAAUUCGGUUAAUUAUAGCCAAAACUUUCCUUCGAUCGUUUCGAAAAUUGAAGUGGGUAAAAUCAAGGCGAAUCCGAUUGCGGAAAUCCAAACGUGGCCGGCCAUCCCAAACAACGGAAACGGCAAUAAAAACAAUUUAAACGUUAAAAAUUCGAUUUCGAAACAAAAAAACAUUCAAAAUCAUUAUAAAAAUACUAAAAACACUAAAAUCAUCGAGAAAAACUCUAAUUCGGAGAAUAAUUCUUUUGUGUACACCACCGGUUACGUGCCGAUUAAUAUCCAAGAUGUGCGUUCGCUUGAGAAACAAUUUAAAAGUACCGCGAAGUUGUAUGUGGACGCGAAUCAACCCAACGUUUCAGUUCAACAACAACAACAAAAAGUGCAACAAACUGUUUCUGUACAGUGUGAGUUACAAAAAAGAGAUGACACGUCAGCUUCUGUAAGGACUAUUAUUGAUGGGCGAAACCCAAAUAGUAACAAUAAUAAUCAUCAUAAUAAUCGACCAGCUGUGGUUAUGUUGAGUGGAGCUACCGAGGAUGUUUCUGGGAUUACGUUCGGAUUCGACUUCGAGCAGCUCCUCUCGAACGACGUUUGCGCCGAUUUUAUGGCACGGUACGUGCCCCCAAGAUGUAAUGAUGUCGGGAAAAGUUUUAAUUUGGAUAAAAUUGUUAAUUUUAUUGGAAUAGCUUGGGAGGAUGUCGUCAAAGAGACGAACGGAAAGGUUCAAUAUUACACAGAGAGCUUAUAAUUGGAACUAAAAAACCUUGUGAUCACACGGCGGCUCAUCCGUGGAAAGUGAAGAGGAUGGAUGUGCCGUUGGCUAGUCAAAGAGUCGUUCGCUUUCCUUUUUUUGUUUAGAAGAUUUGGGAACAAGACACGAAAAGUUAUAUUAACUAUAUAAAAAGAGAAAAAAAUGGAGUAAGAAUACUGUGCUUUAGUAGUGUUUUACAAAAUGCUGCAUUUCAGCCCUACGGAAGUGAUUUUUGUGUACGAUGAUGGACUUAGUUGUUGCAGAUUACAUUUUUUUUUGAUUCGAAGAAUAAUUUAAGCCCAAAAAUCGAUUAGUUUUGAAGUUGUUUAAUAAACCCUAUUGAAAGUUGCAUUUAAAUUAUUUUAAUCUGCAUAAAAAGUGAGGGAAGAGUAAAAAGCACAGCACAGAGCCGUUUUUUAAUUAUUUUUAAUUUGCUUUUGCGAAUUUUGUCGUGUAAAUUAAAAAAAAAUCGUAAUAUACCGUCGAUAUUUUCGUGUAUACUCUAGAAAUAAUAAUUAAUAAAAAAUAUAUACAAAAAAAUGAUAAAAUAAAACAUAAAGCAUACAAAGAUAUGCGUAACUAUAAAUAUUAGAGGUUAAGUAGAUUAUUAUUAUUCCUUUUUUCUUGUUUCAUUGAUUAAAAAAACAAUAAUCGUGCAAUAACCACACAAAAUUCUUAAUUCGUCUAGAAAGAAUCAAAAAAAAAAAUAUGGUAAUUUUUUUUUUAUUAAUAUUUUAAUGUGGUACCACUUCAUUGUAAUCAAACUUCAAACUUAAUGUAUGAAUUGUCAAUGUCAAAAUUGUCAGUGUCGAAAUCAACUACAAUCGUAAUAAUUUUUAUGUUUAUUUUGAGUUAUAAAAGCGAUGUGAUGAAAAUAAUUUGAUGCUAAAAGAAUGUACUUUAUUUUGGGUUUGUUUUGUGAAUUUUCUUUUGGUGAAGUUAACCAAAAUUAUCGACCUGUAUCUAAGUGUAACAUAAACUGGAAAAGAUUAAUUAGUUCUGCAAUCAUUUAGAAUUUUUUUAUUAUUUUGUAGCAAUACAAUCGGAGGAAAAGAUAAAGGUAAAUCAAAUCGAAAAUUUUUUGAAAAAAAAAAUGAAUAAAUAAAUAAAUAAAGGCAGUAAGUAGCAUCUUUAUUAAAAAAAAAAACAACUAAAACUACUAUUUACUACUACUAUAAAAUGUACAGUGUUAAUUUUCAUAUUUGUAUCGAUAUAAUUAUAAAAAAUAUAUAUGCAUAAUAUAUAUUUUUAAGAUCUCUAGAGAAAAAAAAAGAUUCAUUAACAUUUUUUCGUUUAAUUUAUUCGCAGAUGAGUUCUUCUCUUUCAAUUUAACGUUAAAGGAGCGUAAUUUUACUUGUAAAAGGAAAAAAGAAGCCUUUUUUGUCUCUAAAAUAAAACGUUUAUGCUAAGUAUCUUUUCGAAAUUGUUACUUAAAGGAGUAAAUUCUAAAAAAAGGAGAUUGUUUUGUUUUAUAUUUAUAAAAUAAUAAAGAAAAGUAUAAAAUGA
Onthophagus taurus is the source of this 4480-nucleotide messenger RNA. RefSeq lists its product as uncharacterized. Lineage: Eukaryota; Metazoa; Arthropoda; Insecta; Coleoptera; Scarabaeidae. The record is from RefSeq and is a predicted model, not a curated record.